Molecule: messenger RNA, 2366 nt
Organism: Sorex fumeus (smoky shrew)
Lineage: Eukaryota; Metazoa; Chordata; Mammalia; Eulipotyphla; Soricidae
Gene: FIZ1
Product: FLT3 interacting zinc finger 1
Exons: 2
Coding region: 25-1500 (491 amino acids)
Source: RefSeq, a predicted model, not a curated record
AGAGAGCCCCCACCUGCCAGUACCAUGGAUGAUGGCCCGCUGCUGCCCGCGCCCCCGGCCCCCGCCCCGCCCGCCGCUGCCACCCCCCGGGUCCCGUUUCACUGCAGUGAGUGCGGCAAGAGCUUCCGAUACCGCUCGGACCUGCGGCGCCACUUCGCCCGGCACACGGCGCUCAAGCCCCACGCGUGCCCACGCUGCGGCAAGGGCUUCAAGCACAGCUUUAACCUAGCCAACCACCUGCGCUCCCACACUGGAGAGCGGCCCUACCGCUGCUCCGCCUGCCCCAAGGGCUUCCGGGACUCCACCGGGCUGCUGCACCAUCAGGUCGUGCACACUGGCGAGAAGCCCUACUGCUGUCUGGUUUGCGAGCUCCGCUUCUCCUCUCGCUCCAGCCUGGGCCGCCACCUCAAGCGCCAGCACCGCGGCGUGCUCCCGUCCCCGCUGCAGCCUAGCCCAGGCCUGCCCGCGCUGAGCGCGCCCUGCUCCGUCUGCUGCAACGUGGGACCCUGCUCGGUGUGCGGUGGGGCGGGGACCGGCGGCGGGGAGGGCUCCGAGGGCGCGGGCGCGGGCGGCGGCGGCGGCGGCGGCUGGAGCCUGGCCGAGGCGGCGGCCGCGGCCUCGCUACCCCCGUUCGCCUGCGGGGCGUGCGCGCGGCGCUUCGACCAGGGUCGCGAGCUGGCGGCGCACUGGGCGGCGCACACCGACGUGAAGCCCUUCAAGUGCCCGCGCUGCGAGCGCGACUUCAAUGCGCCGGCGCUGCUCGAGCGGCACAAGCUGACGCACGACCUGCAGGCUGCCGGCGCGCCCCCGGCGCAGGCCUGGGCGCGGGCGGAGGAGCCCGGCACGGGGCUCGAGACUGGCCUGGGAGCGCGGCCGGUCUGGGCCGCGGGGCUGCGCCUGGGCCGCGCGGGGGGCGGCGUGCCCCAACUGGGGGCCCUGCUCCCCGAGGGCGGCGGCGAGGCGCCUGCCGCCGCGGUCGAGCGCGCGGAAGACACGCUGUACCAGUGCGACUGCGGGACGUUCUUCGCCUCGGCCGCCGCGCUGGCCGGCCACCUGGAGGCGCACUCGGGGCCCGCCACCUACGGCUGCGGCCACUGCGGGGCGCUCUACGCCGCGCUGGCUGCCCUCGACGAGCACCGGCGCGCCAGCCAUGGCCAGGCCGGUGGCUCCGAGGCGGCCGCGGCGGCCCCGCCGGGGGACCCCGCGCCCGGCGAGCCCGCCGCCGCCGCGGGCCGCGGCAAGAAGAUAUUUGGCUGCUCCGAGUGCGAGAAGCUGUUCCGCUCCCCGCGCGACCUGGAGCGCCACGUGCUGGUGCACACGGGCGAGAAGCCGUUCCCGUGCCUCGAGUGCGGCAAGUUCUUCCGCCACGAGUGCUACCUCAAGCGCCACCGACUGCUGCACGGCAGCGAGCGCCCCUUCCCCUGCCACAUCUGCGGCAAGGGCUUCAUCACGCUCAGUAACCUGUCCCGGCACCUGAAGCUGCACCGCGGCAUGGACUGAGGCUGCCGCCGCAGCGGGGCGCACCCCCCCCCCCUCCCGGGUGGCGCGUCUCCUCGCCUCCCUCCCCGGGCGCUAAAGGCGAGGACCCCCGACCGGAGACAUGGGGGAGCCCAGGCAAAUAAGCAGAGAGCCAGCUCUCCUGGGGUGACGGAUCUCCGGAGAGGCUCCAUAGAUGGAGACCCCUGGAAUCCGUUCUGAACAUCCAGAAAUCAGUCCCCCAUAUGCCAUGGAGACCCAGAAACGAGUCUCCCCAAGCCCUUCUCCUUGAGGGGCAGACGCCUGCCUCCCCUCCCCCUCAGGAAGACCAGGAUUCUCCUCGAGAGCCAUCGCUUCCAACCUGGAGAAUGUGGGGGAGAUUGUGUUCCAUAAUUUCCCUGGGUCCCCUUUAAAAUCUUGCCCCUUAAAGUCACUGGUGCGCCCCCAAAAUGGAUAUAGCCGAAAUCUGCCUUCCCCCCCACCCCACAUUCCAUUCCCUAGGAUGAAAGAGGAUCAGGGUGGACAGCCCUGCCCUCAGCCCACUCCCACUGAGGUCAGAAAUGGAACCCCCCCCAGGACCGUCCGCACCCCAACACUAGAAUAGGCUGGUUCGAGACCCUCAAUAGGACGGUCCAAUUGGAUGCACCUGUCCCUGCCCACUGGAAUGGACCUGUUGGUCUGCCCAGAACCCACUCCAUCCUAUGAUACCCUCCCCCACACACACACAGUGUCUCCCUCACACCCUCCCCACCAGUCUCUCCAGUUGUGUCUGUCUCACUUCCUUCCAACCCUGAGGAGAAGGGGCUUUGGGGGUUACCCCACUGAUGAGCCUCAACCUCACCCCACUCCUUGAUGCCUCCUGGACCCUAAUAAACCUAGUCAUGUCAGUC